ACUCAAUUGUAUUUGUGAGUGUCAAAGUGUCAGAGCCAAACAGUGGUUAGGAAAAUAUAAAUAAAUUAAAGGUUACGAUAAAUUAUUUCCUCUAUUCUACAAGAGGCAUAAAAUAGAAUUUGUAGUUCCCAAUAACCUGUGUAUACAAAUUCCUAUACAAUUUGUAUAUUAGAUGCUAGUUUAAGCACUACACUACUGCUUCGUCUGUUAGUUUUUGAAGAGGACACAUCAAAACCUUUACGAUGAGUUACAUGCUUGGGCAUUUACAUAAUGGAUGGCAAGUAGACCAAGCAAUUUUGUCAGAAGAAGACAGAGUUGUGGUCAUACGCUUCGGUCACGACUGGGACCCAACCUGCAUGAAGAUGGAUGAAGUUUUGUACAGUAUUGCAGAGAAAGUGAAAAAUUUUGCUGUUAUAUACUUGGUGGACAUCACAGAGGUUCCUGACUUUAACAAGAUGUAUGAGCUGUACGAUCCUUGCACGGUGAUGUUUUUCUUCCGUAAUAAGCACAUAAUGAUUGACUUGGGCACGGGUAACAACAACAAGAUCAACUGGCCUCUGGAAGACAAGCAGGAGAUGAUUGACAUUAUAGAGACAGUGUACCGCGGCGCACGGAAGGGUCGCGGUCUUGUCGUCUCGCCCAAAGACUACUCCACAAAAUACAGAUAUUAACAAUGUAUCCUGUCAGUGACUUGUCUCGUUAAAGACAAAAGAAAUCAGCCACCAAAGUGUUACUUGACAGUGGUUAACUGCUUUGGCAGCAACCGGCGCUAGAGUUGCUACAGGGCAGGGUUACCAACUUAUCUAAUUAUGUUUGGCAUACAAACUUCGGUUACUAACUGCAGUGAUCUGUUUGUGGACUCUGAAGAUCAUUCAAAACAUAAUGAUAAUAUAUUUGAUACUGUGUAAAAUAUAGAUGUUGUUAUAUCUAUAUUGUUUAUGGUAAAAAAAGAAUAAAAAAACAAAAUGUAUUUGUCACUAGUUGUCACCCGUUUGUCAUAAAUAAAAACUCCUAAAGCAAA
Messenger RNA from Spodoptera frugiperda (fall armyworm), 1021 nucleotides. It is a transcript of the gene Dim1, whose product is annotated as thioredoxin-like protein 4A. Bases 243 to 671 code for a protein of 142 amino acids. Gene Ontology annotation, biological process: mRNA splicing, via spliceosome. Gene Ontology annotation, cellular component: U5 snRNP; U4/U6 x U5 tri-snRNP complex; spliceosomal complex. Lineage: Eukaryota; Metazoa; Arthropoda; Insecta; Lepidoptera; Noctuidae. The transcript has 3 exons. The record is from RefSeq and is a predicted model, not a curated record.